Messenger RNA from Akanthomyces muscarius, 912 nucleotides. RefSeq lists its product as uncharacterized. Gene Ontology annotation, biological process: heterochromatin formation; leading strand elongation; DNA damage response. The record is from RefSeq and is a predicted model, not a curated record. Gene Ontology annotation, cellular component: CHRAC; epsilon DNA polymerase complex. Bases 1 to 912 code for a protein of 303 amino acids. The transcript has 3 exons. Gene Ontology annotation, molecular function: protein heterodimerization activity; chromatin DNA binding. NCBI's taxonomy places the organism in Eukaryota, Fungi, Ascomycota, Sordariomycetes, Hypocreales, Cordycipitaceae.
AUGCCGCCUCGCAAAUCCGACGCGCGCAAGAGUGACGUCUCGGCCGCCGCCGCCACCGCCGGCGACGCUUCACAAGUCACCGCUGGCGAGGACUCGGUCCUGUCGACGACGACGACGACGCAAGCGGGCGCCGACAGAUCCAUAAGCGAGGGGGCAUCUUCCGGGCCGAAAAAGGGCAAGGAAGCGGCUACGGCGGCGGGCGACAACGACAAGACGACGAUUGAGGACCUGACGCUGCCCAAGUCCAUCAUCACUCGGUUGGCCAAGGGCGUGCUGCCGGCCAACACGCAGAUUCAGGCCAACGCCAUAAUGGCGAUGAGCAAGAGCACGACGGUGUUUAUCAGCUAUCUCGCGGCGCACGCGAACGAAAUAACGCUCAAUGCGAAUAAAAAGACGAUUAUGCCGGCGGACGUGUUCAAAGCGCUAGAGGAGAUUGAGUUUGAUUUUCUCAAGGAGCCCCUCGAGGCGGAAUUUGCGAAGUUCAACGCCAUUCAGACGGACAAGCGCAACACCUACCGUCAAAAAGUCAAGGCGGCCGCCAAGCCGACAGCAGGCGACGACACCGACAUGGGCGGCGGCGGCGCAGACUCCUCCCUGAUCGCCGACACGACGAUAGCUUCCGCGCCCGGUGACGGUGGCGACAACGACGACGCGCCGCCAUCCAAGAAGGCACGCGUGGAGGGGUCUGGUGCCGACGCGGACGAGACAGAAGUGGACGACGGGGAAGAGGAUGCCGCCGCAGAGGACAUGGAUGACGAGGAGGAGGAUGACGAGGAAGAAGCGGAAGAAGAAGAGGAUGAGGAUGAGGAUGAGGAGGGGAGAGCAAGUGGUGACGAGACGCAGGAUGCGCUGGAGGAGAGGGUGGACAGGGACGAGGCGGAUGAGGCUCUGGACGGUGACGAGAGUGAUUGA